Vitrella brassicaformis is the source of this 380-nucleotide messenger RNA. The record is from the annotation of a GenBank genome assembly. Lineage: Eukaryota; Vitrellaceae.
AUGCGAGGCGCAUGCCAGGGGUGGCUCAGUGGAGCAGAUGAGGGAGAUGAUGGAGAAGUACUGCAUAGAAAUGAAAUCAGUUUAGUGACGGGUGGGUCUGUGAGUCCACACUCACACAAUGUCGUUAUCUCUCGCUCUGUGUGCAGAGAUGCGCCGCAUCGUGACUGAGUGCCCGCCCACAGAGGCGCCAGUGCCGGCAGCAGCAGGUGACAAUGACACGUACAGGUAACGGACCAUACAUGUGCCACUGUGCGUGUGCACACUUUUGUCCAGAUCGGUCCGGCGAGUCGCUGUCGCCAUUCGACCUAGGCUCGCCAUUCAGCAUGCCGUUCGGCACACCUUUCGACACGGACGGCCCGGCUGUCAUCAUCAUGUCGUGA